Huiozyma naganishii CBS 8797 is the source of this 1044-nucleotide messenger RNA. RefSeq names its product type 1 protein phosphatase-activating protein SDS22 (gene SDS22). Gene Ontology annotation, molecular function: protein binding. The transcript has a single exon. NCBI's taxonomy places the organism in Eukaryota, Fungi, Ascomycota, Saccharomycetes, Saccharomycetales, Saccharomycetaceae. The coding region runs from base 1 to 1044 and encodes 347 amino acids. The record is from RefSeq and is a predicted model, not a curated record.
AUGAGUAGCGGUGACGACAGUGUGAAUAAGGUGGAAGACGUUGGUGAUGUGCCCGUUGCUGAAGCGGUGAAUGGGCUUUCAAUGCGGGAAGUUCCCGACGACAAGCUUGAGUAUAUCAGCGCAGAUGCGGAUCUAACGGAAGACUUGCCCGACGACGCGGAAUACAUCAACCUUGUGCAUUUGAAGAUUAGAGCAAUGGAGGAUUUGGAUCUGGUACGAUUCACAAGGUUGCAAUCGCUCUGUCUCAGACAAAACCUGAUCGAGAGUAUCUCCGAAGUGGACGUGCUACCGGCAAACACGCUCGAGGAACUUGACCUUUACGACAACAGGAUCAAGCAUAUCUCUAAAUACGUGAACAAGCUCGUCAACUUGAAGAGCCUUGAUUUGUCCUUCAACAACAUAAAACACAUAAAGAACGUGGACAAAUUGGUUAAUUUGGAGGACCUCUACUUUGUCCAAAACAAGAUUACCAAGAUCGAAAAUUUGUCCACUUUGAAAAACUUACGGAAUCUGGAGUUGGGAGGGAACGGGAUCCACGAGAUUGAACCGGAAUCCUUCGUCGGAUUGGACAAACUCGAGCAGAUCUGGCUGGGGAAAAACUCCAUCCCGAGACUGGUGAACCUAACCCCGUUGAAAUCCCUAAAGAUAUUGUCUAUACAGGGCAACAAACUGAAAAAAAUCGAGGGGCUGGAAGAACUCGUCAACCUCGAAGAGCUGUACCUAUCGAAUAACUUCAUCAGAAAGAUUGAAGGGCUUGAGAAAAACACCAAGUUAAAUACCCUCGAUAUUACGUCCAACAAGGUCACCAAAAUCGAAAACAUUUCCCACCUAACACAAUUGACCGAUAUUUGGGCAUCAUUUAACAAUAUAGACCAGAGCUUCGAAUCCCUCGGGGAAGAAUUGAAGGAACUGACCUCGUUGGAAACAAUAUACCUCGAGGGGAACCCGAUACAGCGCAACAACGAAACAUCUUACAGGAGAAAACUGGUUCUCAAUGCACCAAAAUCGCUUGAAAAGAUCGACGCCACUUAUAUAAAAGGCUAA